GCCGUCCCCGGGAGGCGGGGCCUGGAGAAGCACAGGGACCCCGCCCUCACGGGAGGCGUGGCUGGCGCCAGCUCUUGCGCCCAGGCUGGGCUGCGGCGUGGGAAAGAGUCUGGAGGAGCUGACCGCGCCGCCCUGGGAGCCGCGCUUGCAGGAGCCGGGCUGGGAGGGAGGGAGGAGUCCCGCGGGGAGCGCGCUGCGUCCGGCUCGGCGUUGGUGGCUGCUCCUUCCAGCCGCGAUGAAGCGCCCUUGCGAGGAGACGACCUCCGAAAGCGACAUGGACGAGACCAUCGACGUGGGAAGCGAGAACAAUUACUCCGGGCAAAGUGCAGGCUCAGUGAUGCGGUCAAAUUCACCAACAACCACCUCUCAGAUAAUGGCAAGAAAGAAAAGGAGGGGGAUAAUAGAAAAAAGGCGUCGGGAUCGAAUAAAUAACAGUUUAUCUGAGUUGAGACGGUUAGUGCCAACAGCUUUUGAAAAACAAGGAUCUGCUAAACUGGAAAAGGCUGAAAUAUUGCAAAUGACUGUGGAUCAUUUGAAGAUGCUUCAGGCAACAGGGGGUAAAGGCUACUUCGAUGCCCAUGCUCUCGCCAUGGACUUCAUGAGCAUUGGAUUCCGAGAGUGCUUGACAGAAGUGGCUAGGUACCUGAGCUCAGUGGAAGGCCUUGACUCAUCAGAUCCACUGCGCGUGCGCCUUGUGUCCCAUCUCAGUACCUGUGCCUCCCAGCGGGAGGCAGCAGUGAUGACAUCCUCCAUGGCCCACCACCACCACCCGCUGCACCCACACCACUGGGCAGCAGCCUUCCACCAUCUCCCCACGGCCCUACUCCAACCCAACGGACUCCACACAUCGGAGUCAACCCCAUGUCGCCUCUCCACGUCUUCAGAAGUGCCUCCUGCCCACGGCUCUGCCCUCCUCACAGCCACAUUUGCCCAUGCAGAUUCAGCUCUUCGGAUGCCAUCAACAGGCACCGUUGCACCAUGUGCGCCACCUCUGUCCACCUCUCUCCUGUCUCUUUCGGCCACCGUGCAUGCCGCGGCCGCAGCAGCCACCGCAGCUGCACACAGCUUCCCUCUGUCCUUCGCCGGGGCCUUUCCCAUGCUCCCCUCCAAUGCAGCAGCCGCAGUUGCUGCUGCAACAGCCAUCAGCCCACCCUUGGCAGUGUCAGCUGCCUCCAGUCCUCAGCAGACAAGCAAUGGGACAAACAGUAAACCUUACCGACCCUGGGGGACAGAAGUUGGAGCCUUUUAAGUUAUUCUUGAAUUUCUGGCGAUAGUAACUGAAUGCCCAUUUCAGAAUCGGCUUCUAAACCUCUGCACCCUGAAGGUCACCACACAGACACCUACAGAGCCACUCAGUAGCAAUAAAGCGAUUUGAGAAGCAAACGUCACAAACAGAAAUGCUUUUCCCUUUGUUUAAGGCAGCUUGGCAACUGACAUCAGCAACUUAAAAACGUCACAUCUUUUUCCAUUUAGCUUUCUCCGGAAAAUAUAUGGAUGUCAUCAUCCAGUGGUGCAUCAAUACUUCUGACUUGG
Messenger RNA from Phodopus roborovskii (desert hamster), 1533 nucleotides. It is a transcript of the gene Hey2, whose product is annotated as hes related family bHLH transcription factor with YRPW motif 2. Lineage: Eukaryota; Metazoa; Chordata; Mammalia; Rodentia; Cricetidae. The record is from RefSeq and is a predicted model, not a curated record. The coding region runs from base 236 to 1249 and encodes 337 amino acids. The transcript has 5 exons. Gene Ontology annotation, biological process: regulation of neurogenesis; anterior/posterior pattern specification; Notch signaling pathway. Gene Ontology annotation, cellular component: nucleus. Gene Ontology annotation, molecular function: RNA polymerase II cis-regulatory region sequence-specific DNA binding; protein dimerization activity; DNA-binding transcription factor activity, RNA polymerase II-specific.